Molecule: messenger RNA, 1036 nt
Organism: Contarinia nasturtii (swede midge)
Lineage: Eukaryota; Metazoa; Arthropoda; Insecta; Diptera; Cecidomyiidae
Gene: Prosbeta7
Product: proteasome subunit beta type-4
Exons: 3
Coding region: 147-935 (262 amino acids)
Cellular component (GO): proteasome core complex
Source: RefSeq, a predicted model, not a curated record
GUUGUUUUGUGAAUGACAAACGAUAAAACAGUUGUCAAACAUACAACUUGCAAUUUUGUUCUUGUUUACCAUAAAGAGUACAAUUUGGUUCAACUGUGUAUUCAAAAACUCGAUUCAAUUGAAUUUUUUAUUUUGUCAGUUCCAAGAUGUUCAAUCAAACGCCAAAUUUCAACAAUCCAUUGUGGACAAAUGGUCCACAGCCUGGUAAUUUUUACAAUUUUCCAGGAUCAAAUAGUUCGAUGAAAAGUGCGAGCAACAAUGGUUCACAAAGAUCAGCCUAUCCAAUUGCGACUGGUUCAUCGGUGGUUGGCAUCAGAUACAAUGAAGGUGUUUUAAUUGCUGCCGAUACACUUGUUUCAUACGGAUCGUUGGCAUCGUUUCGAAAUGUAGACCGUGUAUUUACGAUUAAUGAUAACUGUGUUUUGGGUGCCGGUGCCGAUUAUGCCGAUUUUCAAUGCAUCAAACAUUACAUCGAUGAAAAAAUCACCGAAGAUUUUUGCCACGAUGACAAAAUCGAAAUGAAACCGAAAUCGUUGUACAAUUGGUUGACACGAUGCAUGUAUAAUCGUCGGUGUCGCAUGAAUCCAUGGUGGAUUGAUUUGGUUGUUGGUGGUGUUCAAGAUGGUGAACCAUUUUUGGGACAUGUUGAUGUUCGUGGACGUGCUUAUGAAGACAAAGUGGUUGCCACUGGUUAUGGUAAACAUUUGGCAAUCCCAUUGUUGCGAGAAUAUUCGGAAAAUCCAAAUGCCGUUUUGGACUAUGAUGCAGCUCAAGCACUGCUCAAGAAAUGCAUGGAAGUCUUAUUCUAUCGCGAUUGCCGUAGUUAUCAUCAAUACAAAGUGGCCGUUUGCACAAAGGACGGUAGUAAGGUAUUAGGACCGAUUAAUGUCGAACAGAACUGGCAAUUCGCCACAUCAAUCAAAGGAUAUGCUUAAGCGAAUUUAAACACAAUUACAAUCCAAUUUAAUUACAACAUAUUUUCCAUAAUAAAACUCAAAGUUGAAUAAAUGCUUUUGUGGAACCACAUAAUCUGAAA